AGUCAGAAUUACAAAGUUUGGUGAGCCCCGUCAAUUACCUCUUGCGACCAAAAGGAAAUUAAUUGUCCAUCAUGCAGAGGGCUUGAGAAGCUGGCACCUAGAGCCAUGUCGCACUUCUUCUACUUGACUCCACAAAUCGUUCUGCCCUUUAGCCCUCUCAGCUCUCGAGAGUUCGAUCUGAUCAGACGCAAGGCUGGAGCAUCUUGGCAGAAGGAAACGAGGUGGUUGGACUCUUCCAUAACAACAUACACAGGCAGUUACCGGAAAAAACAACUGGACGAGUCCGCCAGCAGCCGAUUUUCUUUUAAAGCAGGACGGCAUCGGCCUGAGUGUAACCAGAUAUCUUCACCAAAUUCUGCCUUCAGUCCCACGGUCUGCAGGGCUGGCUCCCGGGAGACUACAGAUGUGAAGAGACUAUUUCCUCAAAUAACCAGUUCUUUUAAAAAUGCACCUGAUGUCAAACACAGUGUGGUACACCAAAUUCUGUUUGGUGAUUUUUCUACAGCACCUCCAAAUUAUGAAAGAUCAUGUAUGAGAAUUAAAGAGCCAGUAUCUAAGAACCUGAUCAACUACAAUCAACUAAGGAAAGACUUUCUGAAGCAUCUGCACGCACGGGGUGACUCCGCAAGCCUGGCUGGCUCGUCUGAAGACUCAGAAGGUGACCAGCGCUCCGCUUGUGGUCUGGGACGACCGUUACCGUCACUUAGCUGAGUCGCAAAACCAAGUCCCAAAGGCGGAGGCCUGCGGUUUGCUUAAGGACUCUGAGAUCCUGAGUGCCUUGUGAGCAGGGGCUGAUUUCAGAAUCACCCGGAAGAUUAAACUCUGGUAGUGCUAGGACAUACAUUUCCUGAGGGUAGAGAUGGCGUUUUAUUCCUCGUUUGCCCUUCAGUGCCUGUCGUCAAGCCAGACACACCGUGCGUUUGCUAUUCAGUUUCCUCAAUGCUAUUAUUGCAACAUUUAAACACAGCAGCGAAAUUUGCGUUGAGGACGUUGGGAGCACCAGAGGGAAAAUCUUCCCCUUGCUGAUGUCCUUUGCAGACACAAGAAGCCAGGGAAUGGGAGGAAGAGGCCAUCACUUGUGAGAUGAUAAUUGCAUGGUGAAGUGACAGUGUCAACAUCGCGAAAAGGAAGACGCUAACCAGAACAGCUGGAGCCUUAAAUGAGGCGAACCCUGGGCAACGUGGCUCUGCUCCCCUGGGCAAGUCCUUCCCUCGGAAGAAGGAGAGGUCCGUGUCGCCUGCAAGGAGGACGCGUCUGCCAGUCACAGGCCGUGCAGCAGAUGGAAAACAUCCACUGCUCCUUGUCCACGUGGAGUGACAUGUGGCUGACAAACUGGACAUUGAGCUCAGUCUCAAAUCCACACACGUGACAACUAUAUGAGGGGACGACAAAAAAGAAAAAAAAAGGAGAGAGAAGAGUGAUGCUCUGCGGUCCACUUAGAAAACCAAACUCUUAUACACAUGUAUUCUCUCCCACCAAAAGGUUUUGCAUUAGAAAAUUCUUCGGGGGGGGGGGGGGACGCCUGGGUGGCUCAGCGGCU
Molecule: messenger RNA, 1540 nt
Organism: Lutra lutra (Eurasian river otter)
Lineage: Eukaryota; Metazoa; Chordata; Mammalia; Carnivora; Mustelidae
Gene: C2H4orf51
Product: chromosome 2 C4orf51 homolog
Exons: 10
Coding region: 106-711 (201 amino acids)
Source: RefSeq, a predicted model, not a curated record